UAAAAUAUGUACUACUGUAUUCAUACAUCCUUUCUUCAUUUUUCCUCCAUUCUUUUAGUGGCAGAAACACCAGCCAGGAAGUUUGCUGUGGUACAGUGGUCAGAAGGAGAUGACAAGGGCAAGUUAAGUGAUUCGCUAUGAUGACACAAAAAUGGGCCCUGAUGGGCUUCCUUUAAGCCUGUAUCUGGCUUCAGUUGAGUGGCGACGUGGGAAGAGGCCACAAGGAGGUUAUCCUCAUUAUGCAGCUAAUGUGAAGUUUGUGACUGGUUCUCGUUAUGAGGCCACACGAAAAUUGAAUGAGCUAACAAAAAGCAAUAAGCCAGCCCCACAAACAAAGAGGAUCUCUGUGCCCCCCAAGAAGUAUGGGGAAGAAUCAGACGACACAGACACGGAAGUUCCUCAACAAACAGAUAAGCUUCUGUUUUGACCAGAGGUUAAAAGUCUCCCAGACUGAUCCUGCAAAGGAGUUUCUGAAGAUGUAUGGUGGGAUACCACAAACUUCAUCAGAUGAGAUCAACAACCUGAAAAAAUCUGUCUCUGCUUUGACCCAGAAAAACAUAGACUUGGAGAAAGAAUGCCAAAAGUGGAAAGACUUGGUUCUUCAAGAUGUGCCAGGACUCAUUUUUGGCAUGAAGAAGAUUAUAUGCCAGCCUGCCUCUCCCAGGACGCCCGGAUCAGAGGACUGUCCUUCACAGUGUCUUCCCUAUUUCACUCAGCCCACCUCCAGCCCCUCAUCUACUGUUUCAACACAGUCUAGUUCACCUUCAGCCAGCUCCCAGUCAUCAAAGAUGGCAAUUGAUGCUGGGAGUGGAGACAUGGAUACAACUAGUUCUUCACCAUCAAAGGUUGAGAUCUUCAAAGGCAGUGGUGUCAUGGUGGAUAAGCUUGCAUGGGCUUACGCAGUUAAUGCAAAUUCAUGUACAACAUUUGUAAGACAACUGCUUACAGCUGUAUUCCCCCCUGAAGUGCUUCUAGUCAGUAAUCUUCGGGGAACCAACAAGGGGAAGGGAGAGGCUCGUCUCCCCCUUGAGAAGACCAAAGUUGAUGCCAUCUACAAUGCAACUCUGGAGAGAUGGCCGGGUACCCCUCUGUCCUUGAUAGGGAGCAGCAUCAAUGGGAAGAUAACAGAGAUGCGGAAUAAAGUUAAGCAACAGAAAUGAGAACAUUGAAAUGUACGUUUUGUUCUUAAUAACACAGUUCAGUUCAUAAAUAUUACGUACAGUUAUGGACAGUAUGAAUGAGUUCAUUAUACCACUUAAAAUGGCACUUUAUCUCCUAAAUUGUGGGAAUGGCAGAAAGCUGCAAUGUCUGCCACUGAUGUUGAAAAUAAGUUUUUUUUCAUAACGACAUGCCUAACCAUCAUGUUUUUGAUAGGAUCAGUAAUAGUAGAUACAGUUAGUAGAAGUGCAAGGGAACUAUUUGUCAGUAGAGGUUUCAAAUAAAUUUGGUUAAAAUCCCUGUGUGUAUUGCUCUUUAAUCACACAAUGAUACUCAUACAAAGCAUAUAUUGUACAUAUAUGCAACACAUAUAGGAAACAUCAGUUUGUAAAUAUGUAUUACUCGUAUAUAAUUUCCUUUUAGAUAUCAAAAUCUUAUCAAAACCAUAUAAAAACUUCAUAGUUUCUAUAUACAUUUUAUCUGUGUUACAUACACAAAUCUAACAGUAAUGGUGGUUUAUCAUAUAGGAACAACACAAUAUUACUCAUGAAAAACAUAUACUUCACAUAUAAGAAGCAUGUAUUAUAUGUCAGACAAACAUAUACAAAAAUUAGUGUGUACAUGUGUAUAACAUAUAUAUACUUUUUCUUUCUAAUAUCAAAAUCUUAUCAAAACCAUAUGAAGACUGCGUUGUUUUUAUAUACAUUGCAUGUGUGUUACAUGCACAAAUCUGGUUGUAAUGGUGUU
This is a messenger RNA of Alosa sapidissima (American shad), 1905 nucleotides long. RefSeq lists its product as uncharacterized. Lineage: Eukaryota; Metazoa; Chordata; Actinopteri; Clupeiformes; Clupeidae. The transcript has 7 exons. Gene Ontology annotation, molecular function: DNA binding. The coding region runs from base 363 to 1160 and encodes 265 amino acids. The record is from RefSeq and is a predicted model, not a curated record.